Guyanagaster necrorhizus is the source of this 893-nucleotide messenger RNA. Its product is annotated as FMN-linked oxidoreductase. Bases 92 to 763 code for a protein of 223 amino acids. Gene Ontology annotation, molecular function: tRNA dihydrouridine synthase activity. The transcript has 3 exons. The record is from RefSeq and is a predicted model, not a curated record. Lineage: Eukaryota; Fungi; Basidiomycota; Agaricomycetes; Agaricales; Physalacriaceae.
GAGAUGGUCACUUUGGUGCCUAUCUUCUCGGUCAAAGGGAUUGGCCUAUUGUUGAACAUAUAGGCAUGUCGCCUCCUGGUAUUCUUUUGCGAUGGUCGCUGACUAUUGUUCAGUCUCUUCUCUUUCUCAUUCUCUUAUUGUCCCGGUAUCGGUAAAGCUCAGGCUAUGCCAGCCUGUCGAAAAGACCUCGGUGUUGGCUCAAAGGCUUGAAGCAGACGGAGUGUCCUGGAUCACUCUACAUGCUCGAACGGUAUCAGCGCGUCGUAGAAGAAAUGGUCCAGCAGAUCUUUCACAGGUGAAGGCUCUUAAAGAGACCCUUCGGGUGCCAGUAAUCAGCAAUGGCAACGUUCGCGAGUGGAGCGAUAUCCAAAGUAACUUCGAUUAUACGGGAGCGGAUGGUGUGAUGGUUGGGGAGACGCUACUUGGAAACCCGUGUAUCUUCUCCGGCACGGUACCAGACCCCGUGGACAUCUCGCUGGAGUACUUGCAGCAUUGUCGUGAUUAUCCCGGUACAGCGACCUUUCCUACCAUCCAAACCCAUAUUAGACAUUUCAUAGAUUUUCAAUGUGGCCGGAAACCAUGGUACCAGAAGUUUCGUGCAGCUCUUGGUUCAUGUUGUGAUGUCGACGAUGUUGAGCAGAUGCUCAGAACGAAAGUUGAGCGUUGGAGGGGAAGGCCCUUCAGAUCCGACAAUGGUCUCGAAGCACACGAAGAUGUGCAGGCUGGCGGUACAGAUAACGUGGACCUGACAUUAUUGGGUUGAUAUUUGUCGUUGAAGGAAUUGUUGGUGGUCGCUACAUUUGCCAUGCUUACAGAUGUGCCUGCUUUUCCUACGUACAGUAUAAUAUGUAAUAAGAGUCACCCUAUCACUGCUGAUUUUGGCAAGUACAUAC